UGUGUGUGUGUGUGUAGGCAGGCAGGCAGGCAGAACGCUCUUCCCUUUUUUCUUUUUUUUUCUUUCUUCAUCCGUAUUGCCUGGCUCAGGAAACCAGUGUGGUUCUUCCCUCGUGUUUUUUACCGCUAUUACUUAACACAGAUUCUGUAACCACCAUCAAAUAUGGCUCUCACAAUAACCUCGGAACUGAUGGACCAGUACCGCACUGAAGUGCAGAGUGAGCCCUCCUCUUGCCUUGCCAUGAAUGCGUGCUUCAAGUCGGACCCACUGGAGAUGUGCAUGUGCCGCUGCAAAGUGAUGGCCACCAGCCACGUCUUCACCCACAAGGUUGAGAGUGAGGGGCGGCCAGUCACCAACCAGAAAUCCUCCGGGCGAUGCUGGAUCUUUGCAGCUCUCAACGUGAUACGCCUUCCCUUCAUCAAACAGUACAACCUGGAGGAAUUUGAAUUUUCACAGGCAUAUCUCUUUUACAUGGACAAGCUGGAACGCUGCAACUACUUCUUGAACAAAAUGGUGGAGUGUGCCAAGCGUGGGGAGGAGGUUGAGGGACGGCUGGUGUCCUUCCUCCUGCAUGACCCAAUCCUUGAUGGAGGCCAGUGGGACAUGCUUGUUAACCUCAUCACCAGGUAUGGUGUGAUGCCUAAAAAAUAUUUCCCUGAGUCAUACAGUGCUGAAAAUUCUAUGAGGAUGAACCGAAUUCUGCAAAGUAAGUUGCGGGAGUACACCAGAGAGCUGCGUGCUGUGGUGAGCAAGGAUGGGGAUGACAGCAGUGUGGUUAGCACCCUCACUCGGCAGAUGAAGGAAAUUUACCGCAUUGUUUCCAUCUGCCUGGGCAUUCCCCCAGAGACCUUCACCUGGGAGUAUUAUGACAAAUCCAAGACCUAUCACAAGAUUGGGCCCAUCACACCGCUAGAGUUUUACAAUGAAUAUGUCAAGCCAGUGUACAAUGUGGAGGACAAGGUGUGCUUAGUUACUGACCCAAGGCCCAACAAUGCCUAUGGCCAUGCUUACACAGUGGACUGCCUGGGGAACAUGGUUGGGGGAAGGUCCACCAUAUACAAUAACCAACCAGUGGAGAUGCUUAUGAAUCUUACCAGUGAGAGCAUCAAGAAUGGUGAGGCUGUGUGGUUUGGCUGUGAGGUAGCCAAGCGGUUUGCAGGGAAACUAGGAAUCCAGGAUCUUGAAAUCCACAACUACAAGUCUGCCUUUGGUGUGGAGGUGAACUUAGGUCUCAGUAAAGCUGACCGUCUCCUGUAUGGGGAGUCACUUAUGACCCAUGCUAUGGUCUUCACUGCCACCACCCUCAAUGAAUCAGGUACUCCUGAAAAGUGGCGUGUGGAGAACAGCUGGGGCGAGGACAGAGGUGAGAAAGGCUACCUUCUCAUGACUUCUGAGUGGUUCAGGGAGUUUGUAUUUGAAAUUGUGGUGGACAAGAAAUACGUGCCUGAGGAGGUGUUAGCAGUGUUCAACCAGGAGCCCAUUGUCCUCCCUGCCUGGGACCCGAUGGGAGCCUUGGCCAGGGAUGUCAGGUCUCAGCUGCAGUUUUAAUUGUUCUUGCCAUUAAGGGGUAAUAGUUCUCUGCAUUUUGUUUUAAGUACAAUUAAGUAACGUAUACCUCUAUUUACCUGCAUUUCGUUAAUUUUUUGCUGAAGUCUGCCUCUGGUCUGGUUUUGGCAAGUUGAAGGCUUGUUGCUCUCCCACCUGAGCCAAUACUCCCACUACCAGUUCUUGAUAUGGGAUUUCAACUCCAUGGAUCACCAGGAAGUUAGAUGCAUUAUAACCAGUGGGAGUCUUAAGCAUUUUAAGGGAACAAUAUGAUUUUUUAUUAAUGUUUUCUAACAUACUUCCUCAUUUGUUUGUAAGCUGAGCAUAAUGCUGCAGCUUACAUCUGCUGCCUAAGACUACCUACCCCUCACUUGUUAACAAAGCUCAUAUCUUCCUACUCCUUUCCAAUAUAUACAUACUUACUCAGUGACUAAUUUAUAUCAUAGGAAUCUCUAAUACUAUUGGUCUUAGCCUGACAAGUACAUUAAGGAAUGUAUACUACUCUUGGAUUUGCAUGCUGACUUGCCCAGUGGGUCUCUCAUACUCUUAUAAAUGCUCAGUCCAGGGUGAUCACAGCAUUCCAGAAGUGGCCUACUUUUUUUCCUGUAUCUGAAGGCCCUUGUGAAUAAGCUCAUGGAAGGCAGUUCUGUCUCUUAGCUUUCCUCAGGCAAUUGUCUUGUAUCCUACAGUAUUGACUCUCCGCUCUUUUGUAAGCUUAAAUAAGUGAUUGAUAGUGUGGAAUGUGAGCAUUUGAUGCGAUUUGAACUCAAGAGUUUGGUGUAGUAUGUUGUUGGUUAACAUGACAAUAUUAUACCUUGGUGGGUUAUGUUUCAGUUUAUUUUUGUAAUAAGAGGACCAUAGAUUUUUAUUAAAAUGACAAAGCUCCAUUCAGAAAAGAAAGAGAAACAAAUGUUUCACAGCCAGACAAAUGUCUUGUUGAGCAAACAAAGAUUAUUACAGGUCGACCAUCACUAACCCAGUUCCAUCACUAAUCCGGUACUGAUUUUGGCUAGCAUGAUUUCAAAUUUCCUAGGUUGCUGCACCAACCUGCCACCAUUAUGGUUUAUUGGAAAGUUGAUAAAAUGUAUUAAGAGUUUUUUAACAGAGCGUUGGAAAAAAUUACUAAGGAAGCAGUGUAAUAGUGAAACAGAAGCAAUACAAGAAUAACAAAAGCAAGGAGUGGAUGACCUAAUAAGCAUUGUAAAGCGAAAGAAGUCACAAGAAGAAGCUACCUGCUGCAUUAACAGCUGGCAUCACUUCCAAACACAUGGAAGCUACAGGUAACAGUGAUGCCGGAUUAGUGAAGGGUGACCUGUACCACAUUCUUACUAGUAUUAAAAGUAAUUUGAGUAAUCUGUAAUCAUUACUUAACAUUAUCAUAUAGCUGCUAAUGAAAAUAAAGCAUUUUAUUACAGCUGUGUGUUACACUUAGCUUCCAGCUUAUGGAAAUAAAAUUGAGCACUACAUAAACCUUAACUGUAAUGCACCACUAGGCAGUGCCUCUGUUUGUACUCCAAUAUUGUUGUUAUGAAGUUUAGCAAGAGGAAAUAGGGUGGUUCCUUUUAUAUAUUUACUCUGUAUAAAUUCUGUGUUUUGAAAUAUGCUAUUUUAACUUGAACUAUGUCAUGCAAUACCACACUAAAUGAAACAUACUCAAAUGUGAGAAUCUUUUUAUAAUUGUAUAUAUGUGACAGCAGUUAAGAAAAAGCAUGGACAUUUCCCAUCCAAGCCAAAUGAUAAUUGUUGCAUGGAUUUUGAUUCUUCCUUAGUGUCUAGUAAUGUACUAUACUGAUCAACCUGUACUUGUUACCAUUAGUAGCAAGUGACAGUGAUGUAAGUUUUUAAAAUGACUUUUGGCUUGAUACCAGUCAGAAUACAGGCAGCAUCUGUCUGGCUGUGACAUUUCUCUCUCCAGUUGGCACAAAUGCACCUAAAGUUAUUUAUAAUUACUGAGAAGUGAUUGGCUGCACAUGUGAUGAAUACUGUUUGAAGUUACUGUGCCAUCUCCAGUUUAAGGUAAAUCUCAGAUGAUCAUCAAAUUGGGCUGUAGCAUCAGAACACACACACACACACACACACACACACACACACACACACACACACACACACACACAAAAGGCAAGACAAGCUAGAGGAACUAAUCAUAUUUAGGCUCUCAUUUGAUUAUUAUGUUUUUAUUCAGGAUUGACAUGCAGUGCCAUUAGCUGUAUGUCCUCAUAAAUGCAUUUCCAACCAA
Molecule: messenger RNA, 3781 nt
Organism: Scylla paramamosain (green mud crab)
Lineage: Eukaryota; Metazoa; Arthropoda; Malacostraca; Decapoda; Portunidae
Product: bleomycin hydrolase-like
Exons: 10
Coding region: 163-1548 (461 amino acids)
Biological process (GO): L-homocysteine catabolic process; proteolysis; response to toxic substance
Cellular component (GO): cytoplasm
Molecular function (GO): cysteine-type aminopeptidase activity
Source: RefSeq, a predicted model, not a curated record